Molecule: messenger RNA, 1938 nt
Organism: Brassica oleracea var. oleracea
Lineage: Eukaryota; Viridiplantae; Streptophyta; Magnoliopsida; Brassicales; Brassicaceae
Exons: 6
Coding region: 1-1938 (645 amino acids)
Biological process (GO): DNA integration
Molecular function (GO): nucleic acid binding
Source: RefSeq, a predicted model, not a curated record
AUGGGUGAUGAUGAUAAGCAAGUAACCAUGGCCAAACCGGGUGAAGCUCUUGUGGUUUCUCCUUAUUCUUUGUUCUCCUCUGAUAAUCCGGGUGCCUUGAUCACUUCGGUGCAGCUUACGGGGGACAAUUACAAUGAAUGGGCCAUGGAGAUGGGGAAUGCUCUAAGAGCAAAGAAGAAGAUAGGUUUUAUCGAUGGCAGCUUGCCGAAACCUGAAGAAGGAAACGCCCACAAGUUGUGGGAUAACCUCAAGAAACGGUUUGAUGUUGGGAACAAGGUGCGAGUUCACCAAUUGAUGGAGCAGUUGGCUUCUUGUCGUCAGAAUGGACAGCCAGUCAUUGAUUACUACGGACGUAUGGCUGUGAUGUGGGAAGAGUUGAAAACGUACAGGCUACCACCAGCGUGUACAUGCUCAGCUGCAACAGUGUAUGAGAAGGAGCGAGAAGACGAGAGGGUACAUCAAUUCAUUAUGGGUCUUGAUGACUCAAGGUUUGGCAAUGUGGUGACUGCAAUAAUAGAGGCAGAUGAGUUACCAGAUCUUGGAGGUUUUGCGAAGCGUGAGGCACAAGGAAGUGAAAUUCGUGAGAGUUUCAAUGGAGGUACGAGAAGUGAAGGCACCAGAUCAAGGGAAAGAGUGUGCUAUCAUUGCGGCAAACCAGGUCAUGAGAAGAGCACUUUCUGGCAGCUGGUAGGAUAUCCAGAAUGGGUGACUGAGAAACAGAGAGGACGUGGUGAUGGUCGUGGUUCUAGAAGAGGCAAUGGACGUGGAUAUGGCAGAGGUGGUGGUGGACGUGGAGCAGCUAAUGUUGAAACGGCCACGAGUUCGUAUGGUGCAGGCUCCAAUGAUCUUACUCCUGAGCAAUGGAGCAAGAUUACUCAAAUAAUCCAAGAAGGGAAGUCGAAUGGUGGUAAUGAAAAACUUUCAGGUAAAAUGUUUGGUGAUGUUAUAAUAGACACAGGGGCCUCACAUCACAUGGCUGGGGAACUAUCUCAGCUUGUAAACGUGAGAGAUACGGCGCCUUGUGCGGUUGGUUUUGCGGAUGUUGGAACAACAACAUCGUCAAGCAUGGGUGAUCUUAUCUUGAGUGAAACCAUAUCGCUCAAAGAUGACCGUUCUUCGAAGACUCUGAUUGGAGCAGGUGAGGAACGUGAUGGGGUGUACUACUUCAAGGAUGUCUCAAUGGCGCGAGUCAGCAAGGCAGAAGGCAAAUCUGAUCAGUUGUUGUGGCAUCAAAGAAUGGGACACCCAGCUUUUACCGUUUUUCCUAUGUGCUUUGAGUUGAUUCAUGUGGAUGUUUGGGGUCCUUAUAGAGUACCUGCCUCAUCUGGAGCUCUUUAUUUUUUGACAAUAGUAGAUGACUACUCGAGAGCGGUAUGGACAUACUUGUUGACUGCGAAAUCUGAAGUCAGAAAGGUUGUGGAAAGAUUUUGCAAGUAUAGUGAGAAGCAGUUUGGUAAAAGUGUGCAAAUGGUGCGUAGUGAUAGUGGCAUGGAGUUUAUGAAGGACCGAAACAGAGAUAAGUUCAGUCCAAGGAGUAGGAAGUGUGUUUUCGUCGGGUACCCAUUCGGUAAGAAAGGUUGGAGAGUGUAUGAUACUGAGACAAACAAGUUUCUUGUCUCACGGGAUGUGGUGUUCAAGGAGGAUGUGUUCCCGUUUGAUAAGGCAGAGUCAACUGAGAUCGAUGAAAGAAACUUGACUGGAGGACCAGAUGAUGAUUGGGUUAUACAUUCUGUCUCAGACACUGAAGACGGGGGGAGUGAUCCUGUGAGUAGAGUUGUAGAGUCUGGUGAUAAGCAGAAAGAAGAUAUGGUAAAGGAAACAGCUGCAACAGAGACAGCGGGUGUAGAGGAAGUGUCCAAUGAAAACGAAAAUAUUGGUGAGCUGGAAGCAAUAAAGGAACAAGAAGGUGAUGAGGAUAGCACGAGGUGUGAUAAAUAA